This is a messenger RNA of Trematosphaeria pertusa, 2019 nucleotides long. RefSeq lists its product as uncharacterized. Gene Ontology annotation, molecular function: transketolase activity. Gene Ontology annotation, biological process: pentose-phosphate shunt. The coding region runs from base 1 to 2019 and encodes 672 amino acids. The transcript has 5 exons. The record is from RefSeq and is a predicted model, not a curated record. Gene Ontology annotation, cellular component: cytosol. Lineage: Eukaryota; Fungi; Ascomycota; Dothideomycetes; Pleosporales; Trematosphaeriaceae.
AUGCAGUUGGUGCUCCAGAGCUUCCGACUGCUAAUUGCGGAUCUUUGUGAGCAGUUUGGCAUGGGCCAUCCGGGCUCCGCCAUCGGCAUGGCCGCCCUUGGUGUUGCUCUUUGGAAAUACAUUAUGCGGUAUGCACCGCAUCAGCCUGACUGGUUUAAUAGGGAUCGGUUCCUCUUAUCAAAUGGUCAUGCAUGUCUCUUCCAAUACGCAAACCUCUACCUAUCUGGCUACGAGGCUAUGACUUGGGAGCAAUUGUUAUCGUACCACUCCGAGCGGCCUGAUAGUCUUUGCCCAGGUCACCCAGAAAUCGAGCAUGAAGGCAUCGAGCUUACAACCGGACCUUUAGGCCAGGGCAUCGCGAAUGCGGUGGGUCUAGCUAUGGCUACCAAGCAUCUAGCUGCCACAUUUAAUCGCCCUGGGUACGACAUCGUCAGUAACCAAACCUGGUGCAUUGUCGGUGAUGCAUGUUUACAAGAGGGCGUCGGCUGCGAAGCCUUCAGUUACGCCGGCCAUCUCAAACUCAACAGCCUCACCAUAAUCUACGAUAACAACCAAAUCACCUGCGACGGCAGCGUCGACCUCACAAACACCGAAGACGUAAACAAGAAGAUGGAAGCCUGCGGCUGGAACGUGAUAGACGUGCAUGACGGCGUCAACGACGUCGAAGCCAUCGUGGCCGCGCUCGAGAAAGGCCGAGACCCAAAUCGCACGAAGCCCCUCUUCAUCAACGUGCGCACCAUCAUCGGUGUGGGAUCCGCCGUCGCUGGUCAAGCCGUCGCCCACGGCGUGCCGCUCGGUGCAAACAACGUCAAAGAGAUGAAAAAAGCAUACGGCUGGGAUACCGAUAGAAAUCUCCCUAAGCGCGGAGACCACUACGUUCAGGAAUGGAAGGACCUCCUCGCCGCCUACACAACAGCCCACCCAGACCUCGCCGAAACCUUCAAAGCCCGUAUGGAUGGCGCACUCCCGCCAGAUUGGGAAUCUAUGAUUCCUUCCUCCUUCCCCUCCGACCCUACACCGACUCGUAAAUCGAACAAUCUGGCGAUGUCAAAACUCCUCGCCGAAGUCCCUAGUUUCAUGGUCGGCACGGCGGAUCUCACGCCCUCGGUGAACUUAACAUGGCCGGGAUAUGAGAUCUUCAACCCGCCGGAUUUGCAACCAAUCUCUGGAAAGAAGGGAAGUUAUAAGGGACGAUAUGUGCAUUUUGGGAUCAGAGAGCACGUUAUGGCUGCUAUAGCGAAUGGGCUUGCUGCCUACGCCCCUCAAACCAUUAUCCCCAUUACUUCCUCCUUCUUCAUGUUCUACCUGUACGCCGCGCCUGCUGUGCGUAUGGGCGCCCUGCAGAAGCUCAAAGUAAUACACGUAGCUACGCACGACUCCAUCGGCGCAGGGGAAGACGGCCCCACACAUCAGCCGGUCGAGCUCGCAGCGCUUUACCGCGCCAUGCCGAACAUACUCUACAUCCGCCCCGGCGACAGCGAAGAAGCAGCCGGCGCCUGGCAAGCCGCCCUAUCCCACUCCGCCGGACCCUCAAUGAUCAGCGUAAGCAGGCACGCCAUCCCGCAGCUCAUGGGCCUCACGAGCCGCUCCGGCGUUGCGCGCGGCGCAUACAUUCUCCAAGAAGCAAAAGACGCGGACGUGACACUCAUCGGCGUCGGCGCCGAACUCAGCUUCGCCGUCGACGUUGCCGUAGCCCUCACCCAGCAAUCCAUCAAAGCAAGAGUCCUGUCCUUCCCAAGCCACGCACUCUUCCGACAGCAGCCGCUGGCCUACCAGCGCGAGGUGCUGAGAAGGAAUGAGGGCAUUCCCGCCGUAGUGCUAGAGCCGUAUGUGAGUCUGGGUUGGGAGAGGUGGGCGGAUGCGGGGGUUUGUAUGAGCGGGUUUGGGCAUUCGCUGCCGGGGAAGUAUGUUUAUGGGUAUUUUGGGUAUACGGUGGAGAGUAUGGCGGAGCGGGUGGGGGGUUUUUUGAGGGAGUGGAAGAGUGGGAUGGUGGGGAGGGGGGAGUUUGUGGAGCUUUAG